ACAAACUGCAGGGGAAAUUCCCUACCCCCAAGUUUGCUGCUGCUGAACUUUUUUUCAGCUGCAACUCGCUGAGCCCGAUGUCGCGCCGCGGCUGCCCAGCCGGGGGAAGGAGGGCCCCCCGCCAGAGCACGAUGGAGAUGGAAGAAAUAUUCCUCCAGCUCUGUGAGGAGGUCGCCAGACUGCAGGAUUUGUGCACCAAGCAGGGCCAGCUCCUCCAGAAGCUGACGGCCAGGAAGGGACCCGUCCUCGAUAUCCCUGUGUCGCUGCCGAUCCAGUGCACGGAGGAUAUGGUCACAGAGGAAGGCGAAAGGCCACCGGACAGCCACCAGAAAUGCUCUGAGGCCCCAGUAUCUGCCACCUCCAACCUGGAGGGCUCUGCUCAUCCCCUGGUGCAGCCGCAUGCUGCUGGCAUGUUGCCCGGCUUCGAUGGCAAGUACUCACCAAGUGCCGUGAAUGGCAGCGUCUUCGGCGUUGGAACUGGAGGAGCAGCUCUUGCCCUAGCUUUUGGCAGCAACAAGGCGGAGAGGAGCGAGAGGGUGGAUAUAAACAUGUGGCUGAAAACCUGUAGGAUGCUUCCAACUGUGAAAGCCCCCAAAGAAGAAGUGAGAGCUUGCUGCAGGCCGCAGGAGUUUGCGGCACCAAACCCAGUUGUCGGGGACUCCUUCCUGACUCUUCUGGACCUCUAUGAAGCCCCAGAAGCCCUUCAGAGGGAAGAUGAUCCCAGGGAAAGCGUUCUGCCUGCUGAGGCUAACGUCCCGGUAGAGAUCCGAGGACCCAUGAAGAUGUCCUGGACGCCGGGCUGGAUGCUGGAGGACGGCACGCUCGGGCAAGGCGCCGUCCUCGCCUCCGAGGAUGCUCAGGCUUGUGACAUUUGCCAGGAGAUUUUCCCAUUGGACGCCGUGGGCCAAGCAGACUAUUUAAAGCACGUCUUAGCCCAUAUGAAGUAGGGCUUGUCUUCAUGGUCGGAAAUCUGCAUAUUUGCACCUCAACCAACGUGAUGGGCCACCUGAGCUGACCUCUGGACCUUCACGAGAUCCUGCCGCUGGCUUUGAGCGGGGCCAGCUCAGGUGGCAGUCCUCUUCCCUGUAAUCCAGCGUGCUCCCAAACUCAGUCCCUGAUGCACUGCUUGAGGGGCCAGCUGAAGGCCCUGGGUGUGUUUUGGCUUUUUGAGCUUCAUGGAUAUCAAAGCAGCUUCUGUCCUGGGGUCUGGGCUUGUGUGGGGCUGAGCAGGGGAGCUGUAACUCAACAGGAAAUGGAACUUUAUCAAAAUUCACCUUUAACUGAGUAGAAAAGAAUUUUCCACAAAUAGCCAGGGAUGUUUGAAAAGUCACAUUGGCGUUUUCCAAGAGCAUGGAAGGUUGGGUGGGAGAAUCGUGAGGUUUUCACGGUCACUAAACCUGAAUUGGCCUUUUGAGAGAGGCUCAAUGGCGCGAUGACGGGGACUGGAUCACACCUUCCGUGUGUGUCCCAGAGGGGCAUAACCGAGAGCUCUUCUCACUGCUAUUAAAACCUCAUCAGCUCCAAUUUAUGGAAUUGAAUUGAUCCCUCUCCAGGUGGGAGGAGGCUUAUCAGCACCCAUCGGCACGGGGUCGUCUCUCCUGGCUCAGGUCCCGCCGUGUUUGGAGAGCAGCAGAGCAGAAAGGGGCUCCUGCAGCGCGGGGAGGUGACUGACACGGGUGUUAUUGUCCCCAGUUUCUAUGAGGUCUCUUGGGGAAAACGUCUUUUGAACGACCGGCUCUGGGAGGCGGUGGGAGGGACGGGGGCAUGCGGAGGGUGCAGCUUCUGGUCCCAGAGCUGGGUGAACCUCGCCGGGCUGUGGUUUGCCCUCAAGUAAGGUUUUAAUCUCGUCCUGAACAACAGGAGCAAGUAAUUGCC
Molecule: messenger RNA, 1875 nt
Organism: Chroicocephalus ridibundus (black-headed gull)
Lineage: Eukaryota; Metazoa; Chordata; Aves; Charadriiformes; Laridae
Product: TRAF family member-associated NF-kappa-B activator-like
Exons: 4
Coding region: 78-947 (289 amino acids)
Biological process (GO): canonical NF-kappaB signal transduction
Source: RefSeq, a predicted model, not a curated record